AUGGGAAAUUGCUGUGCAACCAAAGAAAAUAACCCUCCACCCAAACCAAAACCACAAGAAGAGCCCCCAAAAGUUAUCAAGCAAAUCAAAGUUAAUUGCAAAAAUCCACAUUUUUCGCUUACCUUUGAUUAUCAUUCCAAAAAGCCAGUUUCUUAUAUAAUUAACGAAAUCACAUCAAAAUACCCCAAAAUUGACCUCGAUAAUCUAGCUUUACUGAGGGGAAAUUUAGAAAUCCUCGAUUUUAAUGCAACUCUGGAAGAAAUUGGGAUUUUUCCAGGCGAUCAUUUGAAAGUCCAAAUUAUUGAGAAAUCUAAUAUACAUAAAAUGGCCGGAGACGAGCGACCCGUCCUCCCGUGGCGGGUGUCCUUAUGUAUACCGGACGUGGUUUUUGGAUGAGGAGAGCUACUCAAGGGAAGAGUUAGCCUCGGGGUGAGAGGCCCAGCCAAUUUCUGCAGAUUUUGGGACUUGACCCGGAAAGCAGUUUUUCGCAUUCUUUUUGCCAGUAGCGCUGAGGCCCAGACUCGGUGUCCGAAAGAGGCAGGGUGAGUUACCUGCCUAGGCUACUUGGUGGCUGAGUUCUUUCUCGGAGCUAAUCCGGAAAAGAGGGGAAGGCGAAGCUCGACUCAGAUUCUCAAGGGCGUAAGUCUCUCCAGUUAAAAGGGUCCCUGAUAAAAAAGGGGCGAUCUGGCCGAGCUAAGCAGGGUUGGGUAAUGCUGGCGCUUAGGUUGGAAAUGGUGGUUCCCGGCAAAAAUCCGUAUGACUCGGAUCGGAGGGAAUAUCACUACCGAGAAACCGGGGGCUUCGGCCCGGGCCUAAGUUAGCUUUGAGGGAGCCCACCCCGCAGCGACAUUGCUGCAGAACGCAUGGUGCUUAGGAAGUGGGACUAUAAAUACAAAGCGCAUAAUCUAUCUAAUCUUUAUUGAGAAAUCUAAUGAAGUGACUCCUAACGAAGAAAAUGUAAUGAAGCAUAUUGACGAAUCUAAAAAUAAUUCAAAACUGUCAGGGUCCUUAGAAGAUAUUGCUGAAGAAGAAUCCACUACAAAGCAUGAAAUUGGCCGGGUUCAGCCAAAAAAGGCUGGGAUGAGGCUAAAGCAGGAUGGAAUGAGAGACACAGAAGCCUGCAAACUAUGAAAGACUGCUUUACUCUCUCCAAAAUCGAAACAAUACUUGAAGCUAAAUGGGCUUGACAUAAGCUCAACAAAUACUACCCACGACAUUUCUUUGAAAGAAAAACGAUUUUUAAAGCAUUUGCCUGUUCAGUUCAAUGCAAAUGGCCAUAGUGUAACAGUAGACAGUGAUGAGAGCUUUAAUGCUGAUGAUAAAAAAUAUGCUGUAUCUCAUAAAGAAAGAGCACCUCAUCACCCAACUGAUUUCUUCAGAGAUCUUCAAGGACCUUUUUCCGCUCUGAAACAAAUUUAG
This is a messenger RNA of Blepharisma stoltei, 1419 nucleotides long. The record is from the annotation of a GenBank genome assembly. Lineage: Eukaryota; Ciliophora; Heterotrichea; Heterotrichida; Blepharismidae.